Molecule: messenger RNA, 1033 nt
Organism: Maniola jurtina (meadow brown)
Lineage: Eukaryota; Metazoa; Arthropoda; Insecta; Lepidoptera; Nymphalidae
Exons: 4
Coding region: 109-921 (270 amino acids)
Source: RefSeq, a predicted model, not a curated record
CGAAUGUCAAUUUUCAACGGAUACCUUCCUGUCAAGUGAUCUACAAUAAUUUUCAUUUUGUUGAUUAUUUAUAUUUCUUCGUUAUUAAAUUUAAAAAUUGUCAAAGCAAUGGACAAAAAAAAUAAAAGCUUCAUCGCACCCAGACCUGUGCAAUCAACAUCCAAGCGUGAUACGGCGCCUUCAACUUCGAAAAAAGUUAUACCUAAAGUGAAAAGUCUAUCUCGAAAAAGUGUUUUACCUUGUAAUUUAAAAGCGUCUACGACUCUCAUGUGUGAUGAGUCAAUUUUCGAGCCCGAGGCGUUUUCCGAUGUCGAAGCCAGUGAUGAUUACGUGAAUUUUCUGAGAAACAUGCUGUUGGAAUGUCAGGUUGACGAAAAAAUUAAGAGGGAAGAGACGAAAAUGGAUAUUCAAUUGGCGCAACUAGCUCAGCGGUUUCAGGAAACUAUGGACCAACUGGACCAAACCAGUCGACGGCUGAAGGAUAUCAAUUUUGUUGUUGAACAAAAAAGACUCGCAGAUCUAAAAAACCAGGACUGCUCCAAUUUUUACAACAUGACAGAAACCUCGGGCUUAGAAGAGAAGAUCACUAACUUAACCUCAGCAGCCGAGGCUCGGAUGGACAAUUUAGAAACCCUCAACGUGGACUUUGGUUAUAAUAACGAAACUGGGCAUAAGAAACUCCUAGACACGGUGAACGAUACCAUCAACGGAUUAGAAAGCAUUAAAAAGAAAUACAAUUUCAACACAGAUAUAUUUCACGAAUACAAAGACUUGCAUACAAAUUUGGAUGGUUUCGAAAAAAACGGAUUCAAUCUCGAUUCAAUGAGGGAUGAAUUUGAAGUUAAAUUUCCCAAGUAUAGUGAGAAAUUACUGAAAGAUAUAUCUAACAAGGUUGCCUCGUUUAUGGAAAAUGAUGACUAGUUUUUACUUUUGCUGGGUUCUGUACCCUACGGGUGCCAACUGGACCCUAUCACUAAUAAUCUGUGCGUCCAUUCCAACUAUCUGUCUGUGUGCUGUAUCUCUUAAACCAUGA